AACCAGAUAGAAAUACGUCUUAAGCCCACAAACUUUUUCAGAUGGGCAACAGUAUCUUCAUCAGGUUCAAAACGCAAAACAAAAAGGUUUCCAAUGAGUCUUCAUGAGGACUUCAUUCUUUUCUACGUGCUCAGGUCAGCCAGAUGAACACACACAUAACAGCCCACAAAGCCAAGAUAAGGCAUCAGUGGUUCUUCCUUAUCCUGUGCUUUCAUUUGGUCUAUGCUGGUGUACCAGGCCCAUGUAAGCACUCUGUCACCCAGGGCCAUCUCCUGAAUUUGAGACGCCUGAUUAAAAACCAGCUGCAAAAUGGUUGUUUAAUAACAUACAGUUUCACUGAACAUCAAAACCUGAGUGUUGUUUGUUACAUAAAAGCAGCCUUCCCUCACAUACUGGAUCUACUCAACACACAGUUCAGAUAUGACAAAGACUCUGACAAUUAUCGUUACACGAAUUCACUGAAGAACGUCAUCUACAACUUAUACUCUCAGGGAUGCGUACCUUCAAUCAAUGAAGAGAUCGAGAACAGCCCUGCAAAGUUUGUAAAAAUCCACAUGACCUUGGCCAAGGCAGCUUUGGUAAAAACUGAGGAGGUGAUUCGCAUGUACAUGGAUCUGAUGACUAGGAGUGAUGAUCCUGUAAACUGGAACUGUGAUGAGGAGUACACAGAAGAUUACCCAGAAUCCACUGCUGAACCGCUUGACCAAUCCCCAGGGGUCUCAGAAUGUCCGUGCACAUGCCCAGCAGCGAUCAGUGCACCAUCUAAGAUGCUCUUUUCCACAAACCAAUGGAACAUUUACCUAAAACCUACACCAUUACCACAAAGAUCGUCCGGGAGAACUAAACAACUUCACAAGACUGAAGUAAAACACCGAGGAGCAAAAUCAAAUCCAGGUCCUACACUUUCUUCACGGACAACUUCUACAUUAAAACCAACAGUGGGAGAUUUACAAAGCUUCCUCUUGGACAGCGUUCUGAAUUCAAUGGACAAAACCUCAAAUUCUGUUUCAAAGAUGGAGCAAACAUUGGGUGUUUCCCCUUCUCUCGCGAAGUCAAAGGAAUUAACUGAUUUCUCGCCUGGAGGAACUAAUUUAAGUCUUCAGUCCACCUUGCCUGGCCCCAAUGGAGGAGACACGGGAGAAAGCAUUCAGAACAAUGUGGAGAGAAGCACCGCCAUUUUACUUGCCAAGAGGUCUUUAGAUUCAAAAAGCCAAAAAGUAUCAUCGGAUUCCCACAACUUGCUCCAGACUUGGGUUACCGCAACAUCUCGCCCAAAAGUUGAAUUAAAAACUGCAGCGAUAGAAGUGGCUCUUGUUGCAAAAGAGAAACCUUUUCAAAAUCUCCAAAUGAGCAAACACAUGGUACCAGUCACAAGCACAAUUUUGAAAACAGCAGUGCAUUUAUCAAAACAUUUGACCACCCCGGUUGAACAACUGGUUCAUCUAAACAGUCCUCCUGAAAACUUCCAAACACACACCCAAACAUUGGCGAAGGAGCCAAAACAUUUUAUAAAAUCUCCUGAAACAAAAGACAUCAGAUCUCAGGAGGACAUGCAGGAGAUCCACACUCCAGUAGAUCAACAAGAUAAAGGAACACAGAGGAACUCUACCAUGACAGAAACCAGCAGUACAAUCCUCUUUUUUGCCUCUGCCCUCAUAAUUACAUUAGUGUGUAGUGGAGUUUUGCUUAUAACUGUGCUAUUUUACAGACAGCAAAAAGUAAGUUACCAAAUAUGCCUCUUUGUACUAAAACAAAACAACAUCUCAAAUGUACCAAUCAAACUGGAAGUGCUAGAAUAGAAACAUAAGUUGUGAAAAUGGGUAAAACUAUUUAUUCAAGGCAGAAUGUAUGAAACUGAACUGCAUACAGGACCUCAAUGCUCAAAAGAUGUCUAAAAUCAGGAUUAAGUACUUGAACACAGAGGAUGAAUGAUCUCAUAAGUGGUCCUUUGCCAUGAUUUAAUAUGUAUUAAUAUAUGGACAUAUUUUAAGCAUCCUUGCACAAUUGUUUCAUUUAUAUUCUCAUAAAAUCUUGAAAACGUAAAAGGGUAUAUAAACAAAGAGAAAGACGGGAGGAAAAUCUUAAUUUUCUUCCAUGAAAAAUUUGGUGUUUUGUCUUAAUAUUAAAAAAUAUUAGGAGCGAGAAUAUAAAAAUACAUAUACCGUUCAUACCGAAAGCCAUGUUAUAAGCUCCGUCUUACAUCAUAAGCAAAUAUUUACGUAAUGUUUUAAUUGGCAAAUACUACUUAAACGACUUUAACAACAAUACAUUUUGCUCAGUCCCAAAAAAGGAAUCGUAAAAGCAACCAAAGUCUGAGUUUUUAGAAUGCCUAGC
This is a messenger RNA of Triplophysa dalaica, 2334 nucleotides long. It is a transcript of the gene csf1a, whose product is annotated as colony stimulating factor 1a (macrophage). Gene Ontology annotation, molecular function: growth factor activity; cytokine activity. The record is from RefSeq and is a predicted model, not a curated record. The transcript has 7 exons. Bases 144 to 1799 code for a protein of 551 amino acids. Gene Ontology annotation, cellular component: membrane. Lineage: Eukaryota; Metazoa; Chordata; Actinopteri; Cypriniformes; Nemacheilidae.